Molecule: messenger RNA, 1761 nt
Organism: Phyllostomus hastatus (greater spear-nosed bat)
Lineage: Eukaryota; Metazoa; Chordata; Mammalia; Chiroptera; Phyllostomidae
Gene: MCHR1
Product: melanin concentrating hormone receptor 1
Exons: 2
Coding region: 152-1204 (350 amino acids)
Biological process (GO): neuropeptide signaling pathway
Cellular component (GO): membrane; neuron projection
Molecular function (GO): melanin-concentrating hormone receptor activity; neuropeptide binding
Source: RefSeq, a predicted model, not a curated record
GUGGGGCUUGGAGGCAGCGGAGGCUGCCCGGCUGCCCCGGAAGACCCCCUUCGGGACUGCGGGGCCGGUGCUCCAGGACAGGGAGGCAGGCGUCGGAGGCUGCGGCAGCCUGCGUGGGCGGACGGGCCAGCAGGCGACAGGCACUGGCGGGAUGGACCCGCAAGCCUCGCCGCUGCCCACUGACCCCAGUGCCAGCAACACCUCGGGCGGCCCCAAUAACCUCACCUUGGCUGGGCCGCGUCCUCGCACAGGGAGUGCCUCCUACAUCAACAUCAUCAUGCCUUCGGUGUUCGGCAUCAUCUGCCUCCUGGGCAUCGUGGGGAACUCCACCGUCAUCUUCGCCGUGGUGAAGAAGUCCAAGCUGCACUGGUGCAGCAACGUCCCCGACAUCUUCAUCAUCAACCUCUCGGUGGUGGACCUCCUCUUCCUCCUGGGCAUGCCCUUCAUGAUCCACCAGCUCCUGGGCAAUGGCGUCUGGCACUUUGGGGAGACCAUGUGCACCCUCAUCACGGCCAUGGACGCCAACAGUCAGUUCACCAGCACCUACAUCCUGACCGCCAUGGCCAUCGACCGCUACCUGGCCACUGUCCACCCCAUCUCCUCCACCAAGUUCCGCAAGCCUUCUGUGGCCACCCUAGUGAUCUGCCUCCUGUGGGCCCUCUCCUUCAUCAGCAUCACCCCCGUGUGGCUCUACGCCAGGCUCAUCCCCUUCCCGGGGGGCGCCGUGGGCUGUGGCAUCCGCCUGCCCAACCCGGACACUGACCUCUACUGGUUCACCCUGUACCAGUUUUUCCUGGCCUUUGCCUUGCCCUUUGUGGUCAUCACGGCUGCGUACGUGAGGAUCCUACAGCGCAUGACGUCCUCCGUGGCUCCCGUCUCUCAACGCAGCAUCCGGCUGCGGACCAGGAGGGUGACCCGCACGGCCAUUGCCAUCUGCCUGGUCUUCUUCGUAUGCUGGGCGCCCUACUACGUGCUACAGCUGACCCAGCUGUCCAUCAGCCGCCCAACGCUCACCUUCGCCUACCUGUACAACGCGGCCAUCAGCUUGGGCUAUGCCAACAGCUGCCUCAACCCCUUCGUGUACAUCGUGCUCUGUGAGACAUUCCGCAAACGCUUGGUCCUGUCGGUGAAGCCCGCGGCGCAGGGGCAGCUCCGCGCCGUCAGCCACGAUGAGGAGAGGACAGAAGAAAGCGUGUGCACCUGACGCCUCCCAGCCACCCCGGGCACCUCCGAGUCUGGAAACCACAGCAGCCCACGGGGAGGGAUGAUAAAAACCCAAGACCGCACUGGGAGAAUGCAGGGGGGCUGGGCGGUGAGGGGCUGCUGCCACCAAACACCUUCCACGGGGCCCACACAUUUCUGCGAAGGCUCCAAGCCAGGCUGAGGGCUUCAGGGGUCAGAAACCCCCUUUGGGAGAGCAGGAUGGAGUUGAACAGAAACUGAGCAAGAAAGAAAUUUUGUUUUCAAUGAUCAUUUAGGGCCCUGCAUUGGCUAGCUCCCAAAUGUCUUUUUCCCCAAGAGAAAGUUUGGUUUAAAAAUCAGGCAGGGCUAGGGUGUGAGCAGCGGGCCACAUGGAGUGUCGUGGGCCCCGGGGAGCUGGGAAGGUGGUGAGGCCUCCACGCCCUUCCACCACUCAUUGGGAGGUCGGCGGGCAGCCUUUCUCCCCAGCUGGAGGAUGACAAGAAGUGAAACAGGCCAUCUCUCCGUGUUCCAGCGUCCUGUGUCCAUUUCCCUGUACCUCUAGGGCAUGCAUGCUUAGUG